Messenger RNA from Oikopleura dioica, 585 nucleotides. NCBI's taxonomy places the organism in Eukaryota, Metazoa, Chordata, Appendicularia, Copelata, Oikopleuridae. The record is from the annotation of a GenBank genome assembly.
AUGAAAUCAUCUUUGAACGAAGAAAAAGCAUUGUCAACUUUCUCCGAAGACGACAAAAAUCAACUUCUAGCUAUUCUUGACGAUUCCGCACACCAUAAGACGCUAAGAUCCGAGCUGAUGAUGAACGUGAUUCCAACAAAAAUGAACGCAAAUGAAGACCAAAUCCAAGCAGCACUGGUUCAUCACGUGAUGCAACGACUCUCCCGACCAACUCUUCUCCAACGAGAAGGUAUUCAUCUUCUGGGCAGCUUGAAACCAAUCCUCGAUCGAAUCGGUCAAGUUCAACCUGUGCUUGAAAUAUACUCGCAUCCUACAGAAUACGACAAAUACUCAGCGAAUCUGCGUUCGCUCGGGAUCAUUGGAGAUUUUCUCACUGCCAUCGAUCAAAGAAAGACUCUUGUUUGCCCAGUCAAUACCGGAUUGGCAGAUAUGAAGCAUGCCAUGUGCCUCUACGGAUUCGACGAAGAAGAUAGUACAUUCAUCUUCAAGAACAGCUCGUCAGAAAACACAACGAUCAAGGUUCCCCUUUCCUCUUCUCAGCCAAAACUUGGCUACCACAUUUCAUUCGUUCGAAUAGCGAAUUAG